AUGAAUACCCCCGUCUUCAAGCCAGCUUCGACCACCUUCCCAAACGUUGGCACUGUUACUAAGCCUGGAACUAAUCCCAAUGAUGGGCCUGCUGGAAUUGAGCAACAGAGACUGACUGGAUCUUCUCUUUCUCUGUGUGGAUUAUAA
This is a messenger RNA of Paraglomus brasilianum, 147 nucleotides long. NCBI's taxonomy places the organism in Eukaryota, Fungi, Glomeromycota, Glomeromycetes, Paraglomerales, Paraglomeraceae. The record is from the annotation of a GenBank genome assembly.